Molecule: messenger RNA, 1741 nt
Organism: Gracilinanus agilis (Agile Gracile Mouse Opossum)
Lineage: Eukaryota; Metazoa; Chordata; Mammalia; Didelphimorphia; Didelphidae
Gene: NXPE3
Product: neurexophilin and PC-esterase domain family member 3
Exons: 6
Coding region: 1-1473 (490 amino acids)
Source: RefSeq, a predicted model, not a curated record
AUGUGGACGAAUUUCUGCAAACCAUGGUUUUUCUGCUGUCUCCUGGUAGCAUUGACCAUUGUGCUUCUAGUCCUCAAUGUUAAUCAGUUAGAGCACUUGGAUCGUGAAACUGUUUCAGCUACCUUCAUUGAUACCAGUGGGCAGGAUAUUCCCCUUCAAGCAACAGGAGUUAGCAGAAAGCCUUACUGUGGUUAUGAACACCAAAUCUUGUCCAAAAGGGAGCGUUUGGAAGAGGACUCCUUACUGGCAGCCUUACAGAGUCAUGAGCCUUAUACUGAUUUGGUCCCAUUUGUGAAGAGCACUGACCCCUCCUCUAGUUAUUUUGUGAUAUUGAACUCUGGAGCAUUCUUUAAGGUGGGGAGCCAGCUCGAAGUGUUGGUGCAAGUACAGGAUUUCCAAGGGAAGCCCAAGAAGUAUGGUGGAGAUUAUUUGCAGGCCAGAAUCCACUCACCCAAACUGCAAGCUGGCGCAGUGGGGAGAGUUGUAGACUACCAAAAUGGGUUCUACAAAGUUUUUUUUACUUUGCUUUGGCCAGGCAAAGUGACUGUAUCUAUAGUUCUGGUUCACCCCAGCGAAGCGAUCCAGGUCCUUCAGCGUCUACAGGAGGAGAGGCCAGAUAGAGUCUAUUUUAAAAGUCUCUUCCGGUCUGGGAGGAUUUCAGAGAUCACCAUAUGCAAUGUAUGUCUACCAGGAAACCUGCCUGUGUGUAAUUUCACAGAUCUCUAUACUGGAGAGCCCUGGUUUUGUUUCCAACCAAAAAAACUCCCUUGUAGCAGCAGAAUCAACCAUUACAAAGGAGGGUACCUCAAGGGCCUUUUAACUACAGCAGAGAGUGCUUUCUUCCAAAGAGGAGUCUCUGUGAGACUUCCCAUUUCUAGCCCUGGCUAUCAUUGGCUGAACUUUGUGCAAAUGUAUUUUUCAGAUUUGGUGGAGUUUAACCUGGGCAGUCCCAAAAAUGUUGGCCCCUACCUCGCAGUGGAUUUGAAACACAACAUCUUGCUACAAUACCGCUGUCAUGGACCUCCCAUCCGAUUCACUACUGUCUUAAGCAAUGAGCUACAUUAUGUGGCCAAUGAGCUGAACAGGAUUGUGGGGGGGAGAAGCACUGUGGUGGCCAUUGCCAUAUGGUCUCACUUCAGCACCUUCCCUUUAGAGGUUUAUAUCCGGAGGCUAAGGAGCAUUCGACGUGCAGUUGUGCGCCUCCUAGACCGGAGUCCGAAGACAGUGGUAGUUAUCCGAACAGCCAACGUACAGGAGCUGGGGCCCGAGGUCAGCCUGUUCAACAGUGAUUGGUUCUCCGUUCAGCUCGACACAAUUCUGAGGAAGAUGUUCUCGGGAGUUGGCGUGUACUUGGUGGACGCCUGGGAGAUGACGCUUUCCCACUACCUGCCACACAAGCUGCAUCCAGAUGUAGUCAUUGUCAAGAACCAGCUUGACAUGUUCUUGUCUUUUGUGUGUCCAGUGAAGACUUAGCUUUGCCCACUGGGGAGUCUUUCUAGGGGGAUUGUUGGCAUUAAAUCGAAUGAGGAUUUCCUUUUCAUCCAUCCCUCCAUGUGGAAGCUAUAGUUGGAGAAAUGGCUAAAAAGGCUCUAUUUUAUGUAAUAACUUAAUAUGAUACUAAGGAGAGGGCUUUGAUAAAUUCAGGUUAUAAUUCAUACCUUCUUAGCCAUGGGAAUACCAUCUCAAAGUAAUGGCAAUAAUGUCACAAGUAUCCAUUCAUCACAUCAACAUUGUGACCAAA